Adineta steineri is the source of this 672-nucleotide messenger RNA. NCBI's taxonomy places the organism in Eukaryota, Metazoa, Rotifera, Eurotatoria, Adinetida, Adinetidae. The record is from the annotation of a GenBank genome assembly.
AUGAUAAUAAAACGAAAACAAAAUGCUGAAGGUUUUUCAAAUUAUGUCUGUUUAACAUUACUUAUUGCUAAUAUAAUUCGUAUUGAAUUUUGGUUUGGUAAACAUUUUGAAAUUCCACUACUUUUACAAUCAAUAGUAAUGAUUAUUUGUAUGCUUAUUAUGCUUGAACUUUGGACACGUAUUCAUUCAUUAUCAAUGCGUCGUCAUCUUGAAGGAGAAGAAAGUGUUUCAGGUUCAAAAGAGAUAUUAACAGAUGAAAUAUUCGAUAAAAAAUUCACUGAUUUCGAAGUUGAUUAUUUUUGGAGAUGGACAAAAUUUACGAGUUAUCUGCAAUUUUUAUGUAUCAUUACAAUUAUAUUCAGCACAAUGACAUGGUUACUUCUUAAUAAUAUGGUUUAUAUUGAAAGUAUUGGAUUAUUGGCUGUACUUAUCGAAGCUCUUCUUGGUAUACCUCAAUUUAUACGUAAUUUUCGUUUAAAAUCAACCGAAGGAAUGAGUGUAAAAAUGGUUCUUUUAUGGGCAGCCGGUGAUAUAUAUAAAACAGUUUAUUUUAUUCUACGAAAUGCCCCGAAACAAUUUUUACUAUGUGGUAUAUUACAAAUUACUAUUGAUUUUGCCAUACUCCUUCAAGUUAUUGUAUAUUCAAGAAAUACUCGACCUCGUGGACAAUGA